Messenger RNA from Homalodisca vitripennis (glassy-winged sharpshooter), 1417 nucleotides. Its product is annotated as PHD finger protein 7-like. Bases 498 to 1397 code for a protein of 299 amino acids. Gene Ontology annotation, cellular component: nucleus. The record is from RefSeq and is a predicted model, not a curated record. NCBI's taxonomy places the organism in Eukaryota, Metazoa, Arthropoda, Insecta, Hemiptera, Cicadellidae. The transcript has 7 exons.
GUUUGAAUAUCAUAAGUGUUAUCGUUUCUUUUUUUUCACUGAGGUCUUCCUGUCAAGAAAUUUCUAUAAUUUUAGUGUUCGUAUUUUCAUAUAGCAUUUGUAUUGGUGAAUAGACAUUUUUUAAAUCAGUAAUUUGAACAUCGCCAUUGCUUUUACCGCCUUUUGUGACCGUUUGUUGGCUUCUACUGUCUUGUCAGUUAUCCGUACCGCCAUGUUGGUUGUUUUCAUGUUAUGGAAGAAUGGUUCAACUGAAUAGACCGAUUUUAAAUAUAUAAGUUUUGUUACAUUUUAUCUUCAUUUUUAUUAUUUUUAUAACAUGUUAAUCUUUAUUUUCUACGUUGUGUUACUUAGUUAAACGCCUCAGUUUCUACAGAGUUUGUAUAAGGAAUGAAUAAGUAAAUCAUAAAUGUAUAAUGACACUUGUUUUCGUGGUGGUGAAACAUAAGGUGAAAAUGAGAUAUAAGAGUGUACAAAGUGAGGAGGUCCUGUGAUGCGCUAUGGCUCGUCAUCCGUGUGGUAUCUGUAAAGUUCACGUGUUGGAUACUGACGAGGCUAUACAGUGCGAUGGUCAGUGUUCGUUGUGGCAUCACAGAGAAUGUUUGGGAAUGACAUUAGACGUUUACUUAAAGCUUAGUAAGGGGCAAGAAGAUUGGGUUUGUAGAAAGUGUAAAAAAUUAACACGUGAGAUUAAACAGGAGGUCGACCCUGCAGACAGGCGAAGGCACAAAGAACCUGAUAUGGGGAAGACCAAAGUGGAAUGUAAGAAAUUGGAAACUCUGACGGGGACACAAAAGUGCGUGUUCUGUCACACCCAAGAUAUUGACGAACUGAAGUAUGGGCCCAUAUACAUGCACAAAAACAUCAUCACUCACUAUUAUUGUCUGCUCUUGUCAUCUAAUAUGGGGCAGAAUGGAAGAGAUUGCGAUGGUAUUCUCGGUUUCCUUCCCAACGAUAUCAACAAAGAAGUCAGGAGAGGAAUGCGACUGUAUUGUUCAUUCUGUCGAGAAGGAGGAGCUACGUUGGGCUGUGAUAUCUCCAGGUGUAAGGUGGUGUUCCACUUGCCUUGUGGCAUGAAGCAUGGCACCCUUCAUCAAUUCUUCGGUGAAUUCAAAUCCUUUUGUGCGAAACACCGGCCAGUACAGAGGAUAAGUGAGAAGAUCUUGGCGGAAUCAAGUAAAGGCGCAAUGUGUGGCAUUUGUUACGAGAAAGUGAUACCUCGCCCCAUCCACGAGACUCUGUGGGCACCUUGUUGUCAGAAGAGUGCGUUCUUCCACAGAGACUGCGUACAAAAAUUAGCUACGAGUGCCGGUUAUUUCUUCAAAUGUCCGCUCUGCAAUAAUAAGGAUGUAUUUCAACAGUCCAUGAAGGAGUUUGGAAUAUACAUUCCUGAACAGUAAGUGUUUUUUUAUGUAUAGAA